AUGAUCUGCGCAGUUUGCAAGGGUAUGCGUGAUGUUUUGAAAGGCUUCCUUAGAAAAAAGUGGAACUAUUAUCAUCAGUCAUUAGUGCUAGCAAGUAAUAAGCCAUAUAGCUGCAGGCAGGCAGGCAGGCAGGCAGGCAGGCAGGCAGGCAGGCAGGCAGGCAGGCAGGCAGGCAGUGAAUAUGCAUGCAGUUUGUUCGUUCGACCUCAGACUGCAGCUGUUCGCAACACAGCAAACAAUGACUGUUUCAACCUUGUUUUCAUGUACAUGUGCGCCGCCUGCAUUCUUCUUCACAUGUACGAAUGUACGUUGUUGCUGUUGUUAGUGACUCGGUUCUCUUUGGUCUGCCUGCUUGUUCGUCCCUCUGCCUGCCUGCUCGAUAGUCUAUCGCUUCGAUCGCGUUAUGGACUUUAUUUUAUUGAUGGUUUGAAAUAA
Helobdella robusta is the source of this 435-nucleotide messenger RNA. RefSeq lists its product as hypothetical. The record is from RefSeq and is a predicted model, not a curated record. Bases 1 to 435 code for a protein of 144 amino acids. Lineage: Eukaryota; Metazoa; Annelida; Clitellata; Rhynchobdellida; Glossiphoniidae. The transcript is spliced from 2 exons.